AUGGGAGGCUUGUUAUGCACAACUAAUCUUAGUGAAUGGAAAAGAUCGGAGAGCGAGAUAUGGGACUUACCAGAAGAUAAAUGUGGCAUAAUUCCAGCAUUGCGAUUAAGCUACCAUCAUCUUCCUUCUCAUUUGAAAUGUUGCUUUGCAUACUGUUCCAUAUUUCCUAAAGAUUACGAAUUCGAAGAAGAGAUAAUUUUGUUAUGGAGUGCAGAAGGUUUCUUGCAACAAAAAACUAAACUUCCAUUCAAAGAUCUGGGAAAUCAAUAUUUUCAAGAUCUAGUGUCAAGGUCAUUUUUUCAGAUAUCUAGCAAAGAUGAAUCACAAUAUGUAAUGCAUGACCUUAUCAAUGAUUUAGCUCAAUUAGUUGCAGGAGAUAUAUGUUGCAGACUGGAGGAAAAUGAGCAACAAAUGUUUUCACAUCGUUGUCGCCAUUCUUCUUAUAUUAUCAGCAGGUAUGACACGGUGAAGAAGUUUAAAUCAUUUAAUCAAGCAAAUUCUUUGCGUACCUUUCUUCCGUUAAAGCAAGAUUGUUGGCAUCCUUAUUACUUGACGAAUGUUGUCUUGGUUGAAUUAUUGCCGAGACUUGGCUAUUUGAGGGUGCUUUCUUUGUGUAGAUAUUGGAUCACCGAGUUGCCUGAUUGUUUGGAAAAUUUGAAACAUCUACGCCACUUCAAUCUUUCCCAUACUCAAAUCAGAUGUUUACCUGAUUCCUUAUGCACUCUUUAUCAUUUGGAAACUUUUUUGUUGAAACGGUGUUCCAAACUUCAAAAUUUACCCUCGAAGAUGGAAAAUCUUGUUAAUUUACAUUAUCUCGAUAUUAGAGGUGCGGACUUGAUAGAAAGGAUGCCUUUUGGAAUUGGAAAUCUAACCAAUCUUCAAAGGUUAUCUGAUUUUGUUAUUGGUGAAGGUGAUGGACAUCGCAUUGGAGAAUUGAAGAAUUUAUCAAACCUCAAAGGUGAUCUUUGUCUUUCAGGGUUAGAGAAUGUUAAUGGUCGAGAUGCAUGGGAAGCCAGGUUGAAUAAGAAAUCGGGUAUCAAUAAUUUGGUACUAGAAUGGAGUGGAGACUUUGAGCCUACAAGGAAGAAUCAAGUUGAAGAACGUGUGUUGGACUCUCUUCAUCCUCCCAAAAAGCUUGAGCAACUCGUCAUCAAGAAUUUCGGUGGUGCAAAGUUCUCUACUUGGAUAACAGAUUCUUCUUUCAGUAAUUUGUCAUCUUUGGAGCUACGCAGUUGUAAAAACUGCAAAUCACUACCACCGAUUGGAAGGUUGUCAUCGUUGAAAGGUCUUUCAAUUGGUGGGUUGGUUGAGGUGCGCAAGAUUGGUUAUGAGUUGUUUGGGGAAAAUCAGUCAGUUGCAUUUGCAUCUUUAGAGAGUUUGUCUUUCGAGAGUCUACCAAACUGGGAGGAGUGGGAUGCUUGUGAAGGUGAUGAACAAGUUUCAAAGUUACCCAUGCUUCGUAAGCUUUCGAUAAGACAUUGUCCUCGAUUGUUGGGAAGGUUGCCAACCCGUCUUCAGUCCUUGCAGAAACUUGAAAUCUACGAGUGCAUGAGGUUAGUAGUUUCAAUUUCAAGUUAUCCAUCACUGCAUGAAUUAACCGUGGAAGGGUGUGAAGAAUUGGUGGAUGAAUGCUCAUCUUCUUCACCAGGGGAGGAGGUCACCUCUUUGCAAUGCGUGAAUCUCUUUCAAGCAUUUCAAAGUUUAGUAUUGCAGCUGAGAGGACAAUGUUGAGGUUUGCAAACUCCAAACAUUUUGUAACUCGUGAUUUCAGUUUACUACCAAAAGUGUCGCAUGCUUUCACAUUCCUUACAAAAAUGGACCU
Hibiscus syriacus is the source of this 1822-nucleotide messenger RNA. Its product is annotated as putative disease resistance RPP13-like protein 1. The coding region runs from base 1 to 1731 and encodes 576 amino acids. NCBI's taxonomy places the organism in Eukaryota, Viridiplantae, Streptophyta, Magnoliopsida, Malvales, Malvaceae. The record is from RefSeq and is a predicted model, not a curated record. The transcript has 2 exons. Gene Ontology annotation, biological process: defense response to other organism.